CCCAACCUCCCCCUCCACCCUUCUUCCGAAUCCGAAUCAUCCUUGUCAUAUCGCUAAAGUUAUUGCUUAUUUUACGAAUUAUUAAAUUAUUUUAGUUUAUUUUUUGUUACUUUAUAGUUAAUUUUAACAAAAACGUAUCGAUAGACAAAACAAGCUAGUGGUAGAGUUACACGAAUAACUCUCGACCUCAGGCUUCGGCCUGCGGUCUUAACAACACCGUAACCACAAAAAAAAAGACGCAUAAUCCGCAAAAUCCUUUGCCAUACUUCCUCCAAUAUCUCGCAACUAUUUCAUAAUAUUAUAUUUAGUUAUACCGUAAACAUGUCUCAGUGGAACAAUACUUACGCUUACAACAACCAGUACCAGGCCUGGAACGGUGAUCCCAAUGUCCAAUAUGUGAACCAAGGCUACUACCCCAACAGAGCGGACCAAACUAAUCAGUAUGUGAGCUUUAAUGAAUUUCUUUCUCAAAUGCAAAACAAUGGAGCGCCCAGUACUAAUAAUUAUAGCAAUGUUCAAUAUGAAAACUACCCUACAGGGCAGUACAAUUACCAGAAUAUACCAACUACUGCCCCUCAGAAUCCUCAAUUAGAAAAUUAUGCAUAUGCACCACAAGCCUCCAAUGUUCCCAGUGGCUCAGAAUCAUACCCCAUGAAUCUGCAAAGCCAAUAUGCUCCAGCUCCAAACAACCCUAAUAUGUAUACUAACGCUAUGAUAUUGAAAUCUAAUCUCACUCCAACAGCUACUGAGUUUGUGCCAAAAAGUUCCAUGAUGAAACCUUCAGCUAGCACUCAGAACAUUCCUGAAUCUAGUACUGUACGUGAUGAUAAUGAAUCUAGAAAUAAUUAUAGUAAUGUAAAUGAAACUAGGAAUCAAUAUAAUAAUUCUAAUGGGUCUAGAAAUAAUUAUGCCAGUUCAAGUGAACCUCGAGUUGGUGGUAGCUCAUCAGAUACAAACUGGAGAGAAAGGCCACAGAGCACACAGCAGGUUAAUGAAACAAGCCACAAAACAGAAUCUUACCAAUCCACACAAGAACCUUCAAGAAAUCAAGAAUCCACUGGUCGUCACCGAGAUAAUAAUUAUCGCAACAAUGAAUCUAAUGGAAGGCACCAUGAUACUAGCAAUCGUAAUAAAGAAGGAAACAGUCGAAACCAUGACGGUAACAGUCGAAACCAUGAUGGUAAUAGUCGAAACCAUGACGGUAAUAGUCGAAACCAUGAAGGAAACAGCCGAAACCAAGAAGGUAACAGUCGAAACCAAGAAGGUAACAGUCGUAACCAUGAGGUAGAAUCCAGACAAUAUGAAUCUAGUAACCGUCAGCAGGAUUCCAAUAGUCGGACCUAUGAAGCCACCAACCGUAACUAUGAGAAUACAAGCAACAAAAGAGGCCAAACAAAGUCAAAUUACAAAUCAAAAUCUAAAGAUGAUGCUCGCACAUUCUACAACAGUUCUAUGAGUAAAGACAGUCAGGAUGUGAGGAAUGGAAGAGGGGAAUCUUCUGGGCGGGGUAAGAAUUGGUUGGGUACUCCUCGUCUUCGAGCCAUGGAACGCAACAGCACAGAAGAUGAGCAAUAUGCCAAUACUUACUUACAAGGUAGGGAUGAUAGAAUGGAAAGAGACAACAGGGACAGGGAUCAUUCAAAUAGAGAACGAGAUGUGCGAGAACCCAAUAGAGAUGUACGAGAUAGAGAUAGAGGAGAUGUGCGAGAAAGGGAUAGAGAUAGGGAACGUGAUAUACGAGAUAGAGAUAGGGAACGGGACAUCCGUGAUCGUGAUAGAGAACACAGAGAGCUGGAACGAGAACAUAGACACAGGGAGAGAGAGAAUAGAGAAAAAGAGAGAGAACAUAGAGAAAAAGAAAGAGACAACAGGGAGAGGGAAAGAGCGAUUAAGUCUGAACAUAUUCCCAGUCCUGCUCGGUCUAAAGCGCGAUUUUUUUAUGACCAAGCUAACAAGGAAAUGACCCAACGUGAGCGUCUUACUGAACAGCUGGACAAAGGAACGCUGGAGUGUCUGGUCUGCUGUGAACGAGUGAAACAAUAUGACCCGGUCUGGUCGUGUGGCAACUGUUACCAUGUCCUACAUCUUAGGUGCAUACGGAAAUGGGCUAUGAGCAGCAUGGUUGAAAGUAAAUGGCGCUGCCCAGCCUGCCAGAACACUAACGAAACUAUACCGACGGAUUACCGCUGUAUGUGCGGCGCGGUCCGCACGCCCGAGUUCCAACGCGGCGCGGUAGUGGCACACACGUGCGGGCGCUCCUGUCGCCGCCCGAGGUCCUGCCCCCACCCCUGCACGUUGCUCUGCCAUCCGGGGCCCUGUCCACCUUGCCAGGCUACUGUUAUGAAGUCAUGUGGUUGUGGAGCGGAAAAUCGCUCAGUACUAUGCAGCAGUAAGCUGCCACAAAUAUGUGGACGUGUCUGUGGGCGUACUUUGGAGUGUGGCGUGCAUAAAUGUACUCAGAGCUGUCACGAAGGACCCUGCGAAACUUGUACCGAGACCGUGGAGCAAGUAUGCUACUGUCCGGCUGCAAAGGCUCGUUCAGUGCCUUGCACCGCGGAAUGCGGAGGCGCAGUGCUAUGGUCGUGUGGGGAGCCAUGUGGUCGGGUACUGGCGUGCGGGGCGCAUGUAUGUCGCGCCCCGUGCCACCCCCCGCCCUGCCAGCCCUGCACGCUACUGCCGCAGUAUGUCACCACCUGCCCCUGCGGGAAUACUAAGUUAGCUAAAGACUCUCGCAAGAGCUGCACGGAACCGAUCCCGCUGUGUGGCAACAUCUGUGCGAAACCAUUAUCUUGCGGCCCGGCUGGGGACAAACACUUCUGCAAGAUUAAUUGCCAUGAAGGUCCGUGUCCCGAGUGCCCCGACAAGACAGUGCUACAGUGUCGCUGCGGACACUCGAGCCGCGAGGUGCCGUGCGUGGACCUGCCGCAGAUGUACAACAAUGUGUUCUGCCAGAAGAAGUGCAACAAGAAGUUGUCGUGCGGGCGGCACCGCUGCCGCACGGUGUGUUGCGCGGCGACGUCGCACCGCUGCGCCGUCGUCUGCGGCCGCACGCUCACCUGCCAGGCGCAUCGCUGCGAGGACUUCUGCCACACUGGACACUGCGCGCCCUGCCCCAGACUCAUCUUCGAGGAGUUGUCGUGCGAGUGCGGCGCGGAGGUGCUGUUCCCGCCGGUGCGGUGCGGCACGCGCCCCCCCGCCUGCAGCGCGCCGUGCGCCCGCCCGCGCGCCUGCGACCAUCCCCCGCACCACUCCUGCCACUCGGGGGACUGUCCCCCCUGCGUCGUGCUCACCACCAAGCGGUGCCACGGGAACCACGAGGAAAGGAAAACAAUACCGUGUUCCCAAGAAGAGUUCUCGUGCGGUCUACCCUGUGGAAAGCCACUACCUUGCGGCAAACACACUUGUAUCAAGACCUGCCAUAAGGGACCCUGUGAUACUGGCAAAUGCACCCAGCCAUGCAUGGAGAAGCGUCCGUCAUGCGGGCACCCGUGCGCGGCGCCGUGCCACGUGGGUGGCGGCGGGGAGCCCACGCCGUGCCCGAGCGCGGCGCCGUGCCGCCGCCUCGUGCGCGCCACCUGUCCCUGCUCGCGGAGACAUGCCGAGCGGACCUGCGCAGACAACGCCAGGGACUAUGCCAAGAUGAUGAGUGCUUUAGCUGCAACCAAGAUGGCAGAGGGAGGAACAGUGGACGUGUCUGAAGUACAACGCCCCAGCAAUAUGCUCAAAACGUUGGAGUGUGACGACGAGUGUCGCGUGGAAGCCCGCACGCGGCAGUUGGCGCUGGCGCUGCAGAUCCGCAACCCCGACGUGUCGGCCAAGCUGGCGCCGCGCUACAGCGACCACGUGCGCUCCACGGCCGCCAGGGAGCCGGCCUUCGCCAACCAAGUCCACGAUAAACUUACUGAACUCGUGCAACUCGCUAAAAAGUCAAAACAAAAGACUCGUGCGCACUCUUUCCCCUCAAUGAACCGACAGAAGCGUCAGUUUAUACACGAGAUGUGCGAGCACUUCGGUUGUGAAAGCGUUGCGUACGAUGCUGAACCCAACAGGAAUGUCGUGGCCACUGCCGAUAAAGAAAAGUCCUGGCUACCAGCAAUGAGCGUGAUGGAGGUACUGGCCCGCGAGGCCGGCAAGCGUCGUGUCCCAGGCCCUGUACUACGCGCCCCGCCCGCCGCAAUGGGCUCCUCGGGGCCCACCACUGGCCCUGCACAGACUACUAACUCUGCGCCCAAUAAGUCAUCGAGCGGCUGGGCGACCCUAACUUCAACGAAUGCUUGGGCCGCUCGCAGCCAGCCGAAGCAGCCAAGCCAGCCGCAGCCGCAGGCCGAAAAAAUCGACUACUUCGACAACCCGCCCGAUAACUAGUCGACUAGCUCAAAUUGUAGCGUAGGUACGUACACUCAGUGCAUAUUAUACGCAAAGUUUAAACUUUAAUUUUGGCCAGGCGCCAUUUUGAUUUAGCUGUGUAUUAAACGAGUACGUUAAGCAAUCUGUGGUCUUAAUUUGUACAUCGAAUUCUAUUGUUAUAAUUACCACGCUUACCGUUAAUGAUAUUGGAGGAAAAAAAUCUACGUAAUCCAAUGGGGGAUAGAACUAUUAUUAUCAGUUACUUCAUGAGAAAUAUGACAUUUUUCAUGGUAUUUAUUAGCUUGAAUUAUAAACUAUAGUUAUAUUGCAACUGUCGGCUGAUUUUUUCAAUAUUAUGAUCAGUUGUAAUAUCAAACAAAUAUUUAUUAUUACUACUAUGUUACAUUGUUAGUUAUUUAUAUAUUUAUGUAGCAAAUUAGUGAAUUUAAUGCACACAGCUUUUUUCUUCUUCUCUUUUAAUGCACUGAGUGUACAUCGACAGACAAUAGAGUCAAUUUUAUAAAUGUUUACUAUUCUAUUGUAAUGUAUUGUACACUAAAUCAAAAUAUCAGAUAGAUAAAUACAUAGAAUUUUUAUGGGGUUAUUACCAUAUUGGGAUGGAUGGAAAGUCAAGUGAAUGGAGACAGUAAAGGGAUCAUAUAAAAAUAUGAAUAGGACAUGUCUACAAGGAAAUACUCUUACUUAUCGUUAUUAAAUUAUUUAGAGAUCUUCUUGGCGACACGCCAUAUUCAUUCCAUAUUAUGGUUCUCUUUCAAUGUAUAGUUUCCAUGUACGCUCUAAAUCCCAUCCACCCAAUUGUAACCAAUAAAUUUCAAUUUGGCGUCUUUAUGAAUUUACAGCGGAGGAGAGUCUGCUUUUCGCAUAAUUAAAUAAAAAAAAUAUAUCUAUGAAUAAUUCCAAAUUGUAUGUGCCUAUACGCAAUACGAAAUGCCGGUGAAAUACCGAAUUAUCUCCCCAAGUCUUGAAAAUAUCAAUGACUGGCAGGUUGUAUUGUGUGUAGGAAUUUAAAAAAAAUUAGCACAAAAUGUGAAGCACUUUAUAAAAAGCUAGACCCCUUUACCCAUCCUUUGAUAUUAACGAUUAAAAAAACACUUAUAAAACAAAAAUAAAAUACCCUGCAAAGCACGCCCUGCAAAUGCCACACGAUAAAUAUUAUUUGUCUGAAAUAGUCAGAUAUUUACCUAAAUGUUUAGUAAUUAAUAAUCGUAUAGAUUCGUGUUACAGAUAUUAUUGUUACCCGACUAUAGUUAGUGGAUUUUUGCCAAUAUUUACAUAGUUAUAGCAUUAACCAAUCGUGAUAUUUUUGUUAAAACGACAACCGUACACUAUAAUACUUAAAUAUCCCACGCUUUGGAUAGUUUAUUUCAGUUAUUUGUUGUAAGCCCUAUGUGAGCCCUGCAAGCUAUAGUCGGGUUUUAGUUUUAAUAAAUGUCUAUACAUGGAGCUCCUAGUAUAAUUACGGAUGAUACAAUGUUUGUGGUCUAACCAAGAUUUUGUAUCAAUCUCAACACUCAAUCCAUGCCUACUCCAAGUUGAAUAUAAUGAUAGAAUUAGAGCUAUAUCCAUUGUUACUAAACUCCAUAUUCUCUUACGUGAAUAUGGUAAGAGACCUAAAUAUGUCCGAACAAAAAUAAAAAUUGACUCUUAUCAGGUACUGGGCGCACCAUGCAACAAUAUUCCCCUAAAUAAAACAUAUUCUGGAUAUUGUGAUAAAAUAAAAUACAAAAAAAAAACAGUAUACUAGUUUAAAUGUUUAUAAAAGAUUACCCUGAAUGUUGUACAUGCAAGCCUUAACCAUGCACAUUUUGAUAGCUAUGAGUAUAUUAAUAUUAUGGUCUUUUUCAUUUUACCUGUUCAGAGACAUCGCAUUCAUAGAUUAAUACAUAAAGUAUACUAUUUAUAUAGCCAAUAAAUUGUUUAUAUAUUUAGAUAAUUUGCAUAAAGAUAUACAUUCAUUAAAUGUUACCAUGUACAAUAGAAUUUAAAACAAUUUACUUGUUGUUGCAAUUUACUUAUUAUGUUUCUACCAUAUAUGUUUGUGGUUAUCAAAUUUUUGUCCAACAACCUUUAAUUUGUUUGUUAAAGUUAAUGACUGGCACCAAAAAUGUCAACGUUUUAUUGGUUGGGGUAAGUUCGCACAUUAUUAUUUCUCAUAUUUACUUCGUCUUGUAUAAUGUGCAAACUUCCCCCACCAAGGAAAAUCUUGCCAUUGUUGGUGUAUUUGAACUCUGUUGUAAAACUUCAUUAGUGUUUCAAAUACAAAAUUGUAAAGAACUAUAAUAUGUCUGAAUUAAUAUUUGUAACUCAUGUUUUUGAUACACCACCAACCACCACCCACCGCAGAAAUUAUUUCUGUUCAAUAGAAAGUUCAACACCUGAUUGAAAAAUAGUUAUAAAGGGCGUUAAUGUGGCGUAACUUCAAUUGACCAAUAAAAUAUUUAAUGCAAGGACUAAAAUUAACUUACACCUCAAUAGCGCAACCUGGUUAUAAUAAAAUUUUUAAAAAAAUAGCACAAAUACGAAAAUGUUGCAUGAAUCAUUUGUAUAUGUAUUAUUUAUUGAAAAUCAUAGGUUAAUUACUUCUACAAUAAAAUUCAGGCUUUUUAUAUAUAUAUAUUUUUCCUUUUUCUAUGACAAAAUACUUGUUUCGGUACGAAUUAAACGGUGAGGGGGAUGCGUUCUUAUGAAUCACUUUCGAUGUAACUUCUACGUAGAAAUCUAUAAAAAUAUUGUAACCAACUUAAAUUCGCUGUUGUACAGGCGACACGUGUAUUAAAGUGUUACAUAUUUGUUA
This is a messenger RNA of Spodoptera frugiperda (fall armyworm), 7162 nucleotides long. It is a transcript of the gene stc, whose product is annotated as protein shuttle craft. The transcript is spliced from 17 exons. Gene Ontology annotation, molecular function: zinc ion binding; DNA-binding transcription factor activity, RNA polymerase II-specific; RNA polymerase II transcription regulatory region sequence-specific DNA binding. Lineage: Eukaryota; Metazoa; Arthropoda; Insecta; Lepidoptera; Noctuidae. The record is from RefSeq and is a predicted model, not a curated record. Gene Ontology annotation, biological process: negative regulation of transcription by RNA polymerase II. The coding region runs from base 322 to 4365 and encodes 1347 amino acids. Gene Ontology annotation, cellular component: nucleus.